GAAAUUAGUUGUGAACCGAGGGUGUUUCUUCAGGAAGGCAACGGUGUGCACUCUUUGAUAAUCGUUCAAACGGAAUUGGCUGACAGCGGACAGUUCACUUGUUUGGCUGAAAAUGUUGCCGGAGAGGCUCGCAGUACGGCUGACCUCGUUGUUAGACCGCGAGGAACUGGUCCCGGCAGUUAUUUCCAUGUUACCAAAGUCACGCAAGAAAAACAGGUCGAAGGAGAGCAGCCAGUACGAAACACCGCCUUCACCAUCGAAAAUCCGCCCCUCCAAAGCGCAUUGUUAUAA
Molecule: messenger RNA, 291 nt
Organism: Ostertagia ostertagi
Lineage: Eukaryota; Metazoa; Nematoda; Chromadorea; Rhabditida; Trichostrongylidae
Source: the annotation of a GenBank genome assembly